Messenger RNA from Letharia columbiana, 684 nucleotides. RefSeq lists its product as uncharacterized. The record is from RefSeq and is a predicted model, not a curated record. Bases 1 to 684 code for a protein of 227 amino acids. The transcript has 2 exons. NCBI's taxonomy places the organism in Eukaryota, Fungi, Ascomycota, Lecanoromycetes, Lecanorales, Parmeliaceae. Gene Ontology annotation, molecular function: protein binding.
AUGGCGCAAUUAAAGAACGAGAAAUUGAUUCCGAGUGUCUCGUAUGGCUAUACCGCUGUCGAAUUAUACCACCAGCAGCCGGUACUGGGAAGCCUUACGCUUGGAGUUUACGACUCCUCGUGCUUCGUUUCAACCUCUAUCAGGGUUGUCCAGAUGUUGCUUGACGCUGACAGUGAUGUUAAUCGAGCAGGAGAUACAUGUGGUACCGCAUUGUAUGUGGCUUGUGGAUGUGGAGGGGAGGAGAUGAUGGAAGCGCUACUUGCCUACGGUGCCGACCCAAACAUCCAGCAGUGCGGCACACGCUAUCUUGCGUUGCAAGGAGUACUUGAAGUCGGAAAUGAAGGACCUGUCCGUCUCUUACUAGAGAGUAGAGCGCAGACAGAUCUUUACGGUGGUUACUUCCACAAUGCUUUGCAGGCAGCCUGCGUUACUGGAGAUGGGUCAAUAACGCGAAUCCUCCUCUCGCAUGGCGCAGAUGUCAACCUAAGCGGCUGGAACCUUGGCUCGCCUCUCAUCACCGCAUGCGCGGAAGGACGGCUUGGGAAUGCCAAAAUGCUGGUCGGAGCAGGCGCAGAUGUGACGAAAUUGGUUGGCCACUCCGCUCUGCUCACGACAAUACUCAGCCAGGCAUCACAGCUAGAAGUGUUCGACAAUCUAAUCGGUCUGGGCGUUGAUCCAUUAUAA